AUGGCAAUUGGGGCUGGUGGUAUUAGACCGUGUUCAAUAGCAUUUGGAGCCGAUCAAUUUUACAAACCAGAAAACCCUGGAAAUGAAGGAGUUUUACAAACUUUCUUCAAUUGGUAUUAUGCAUCAGUCGGAGUUUCCAUCAUGGUUGAUGUUAUUAUUAUCGUUUAUAUUCAAGAUCAUAAAGGAUGGAAACUUGGGUUCGGCAUUGUAGUUCUACUAAUGUUAUUAUCCACUGUCUUAUUCGUCUUGGGUAGUCAAUAUUAUGUCAAGGUGAAGCCAAAUAAGAGUUUGUUUAUAGGAUUUGUACAAGUCCUUGUGGUGGCUUGGAAGAACAAUGAACUUGUAUUUCCUCCAACGGAUGCUAUUCAUGCCUGCAGAUACAUGUAUCAUCACCAUAGCGAUUCCAAAUUGGUCGCACCAACUAACAAUCUAAGGUUUCUAGACAAAGCUUGUAUAAUCAGAAAUCCUGAUGAAGAAAACUUGAAACCAGACGGGUCAACUAGAAAACCGUGGAGCUUAUGCACAGUGGAUCAGGUUGAACAUCUCAAAGCAUUAAUGAGAGUAAUUCCUAUAUGGUCAACCGGGAUCAUGGUUAGUGUAAUAGUCGGCCAGAAUUCGUUUUUCAUACUUCAAGCAAAAACUAUGAACAAACAUAUAACCUCAAGCUUCCGAUUCCCAGCAGGCUCCUUUAUGGUUUUCACAAUCCUAACCUACACAAUAUGGUGCAAAAGAGCAAUUAAACAUGGGAUAUCAAAACUUGUUCAUGCCGUGGUUGAUACGUCAGCUUUUUGGUUAGUACCGCAACAUUGCUUGAUCGGAGUAGCUGAGGCUUUUAAUUUUAUAGCACAAAUCAAGUUUUACUAUACUCAAUUUCCUAAAAGUAUGGCUAGCAUUGCUGUGGCUCAGUUGGAACGGCUGUUGGAAACUUGGUUGGAAGUUUGA
This is a messenger RNA of Papaver somniferum (opium poppy), 942 nucleotides long. Its product is annotated as protein NRT1/ PTR FAMILY 1.2-like. Gene Ontology annotation, molecular function: transmembrane transporter activity. The record is from RefSeq and is a predicted model, not a curated record. The transcript has 3 exons. Gene Ontology annotation, cellular component: plasma membrane. Lineage: Eukaryota; Viridiplantae; Streptophyta; Magnoliopsida; Ranunculales; Papaveraceae. The coding region runs from base 1 to 942 and encodes 313 amino acids. Gene Ontology annotation, biological process: transmembrane transport.